AUCUUCAUCAAUAACGACUGGCACGCAUCCAGCAGAGGGAGGACGUUCUCAACCUUCAACCCGGCCACAGGUGCCAAAAUCUGUGACGUGGAAGAAGCGGACAAAGAGGACGUUGAUAAGGCCGUUGCGUCGGCCAAAGCAGCCAAUCAGAAGGGCGCGCCGUGGCGCAGGAUGGACGCGUCCAGCCGCGGAAAGCUGCUGCACAGACUGGCCGACCUGAUGGAGAGGGACCGACUCCUGCUGGCGACCCUUGAGACCCUGGACACAGGGAAGCCUUUCCUCCAGGCCUUCUACAUCGAUCUGGAAGGUAGCAUCAAGACUCUCCGCUACUAUGCAGGCUGGGCAGACAAGAUUCAUGGAAAAAGUCUGCCCGUAGAUGAAAACUUCUUGUGUAUAACCAAACACGAGCCCGUUGGCAUUUGUGGUGCGAUCAUUCCAUGGAACUUCCCUCUUCUGAUAUUCAUGUGGAAGGUAGCGCCGGCCCUGAGCUGUGGGAAUACUGUGGUCAUUAAGCCAGCAGAGCAGACUCCCCUCACGGCCCUCCAUGUUGGAUCGCUCAUCAAAGAGGCGGGGUUCCCUCCUGGAGUUGUGAACAUCAUUCCAGGGUUUGGUUUGACAGCAGGAGCUGCCGUCGCAAACCACAAAGACAUUGACAAAGUGAGCUUCACAGGCUCUACUAAGGUUGGCCGUCUUAUCGCAGAGGCAGCCGCCAAAAGUAAUCUAAAAAGAAUAACUUUGGAGUUGGGAGGCAAAAACCCAUGCCUCGUCUUUGCUGACUGCGACCUGCAACUGGCUGUGGAAGUAGUUCAAAAAGGAGCUUUUUAUAACCAGGGUCAGUGCUGCACAGCUGCAUCACGGGUCUUUGUGGAGGAAACCAUCUACGAGGAGUUUGUAUGUUGCAGCGUAGAGAAUGCCAAGAGGAUUGUCAUCGGAGACCCGCUGGACCCCCUGACAUCACAUGGGCCACAGAUCGACCAACAGCAGUUUGAAAAAAUUAUGGAUCUGAUAGAGAGUGGGAAAACAGAGGGAGCUACGCUGGAAUAUGGAGGCAAAGCUGUGGGUGAAAACAGUCUCUACAUUCAACCUACAAUCUUCUCUGGCGUUAAAGACCAUAUGCGGAUUGCCAAGGAAGAGAUCUUUGGUCCAGUGCAGUGUAUAUUCAGCUUUAAGACCCAGCGGGAGGCUGUAGACAGAGCAAACAACUCCCAGUAUGGCCUGGUGUCGGCAGUCUUCACGACAAGUAUGGACCGAGCUCUGUCUGUGUCUGCAGCCCUGGAGACUGGAACUGUCUGGAUAAACUGCUACAACGCCCUUCAUGUCCAGACUCCCUUCGGAGGCAUCAAGAUGUCAGGCAGUGGACGAGAGCUUGGAGAGUAUGCUCUGGCUGAGUACUCUGAAGUUAAAACGGUGACCUUCAAGCUCACCGAACCACGUGAGAAGACAGAAGUUCUCCAGCCAACACAUGCUCGCUGA
Molecule: messenger RNA, 1473 nt
Organism: Menidia menidia (Atlantic silverside)
Lineage: Eukaryota; Metazoa; Chordata; Actinopteri; Atheriniformes; Atherinopsidae
Source: the annotation of a GenBank genome assembly